CGCCGUUUUCUCAUUUGUUUUUCUUGCUUCUGAUGAUGAUAAAAAAAUCUAAAUUCUGGAAAAAAGAUAAUUUGUUUAUUCAAAAUAAUUUUUAAUAAUGGAAGGAUUUGAAUAAUUCGAUGAAAGCGUUUCUGCCUUUACAAUGCAAUGUAUAAUUUCGAAUCAGAAUUUGAGAAUUUUAGUUCGAGGGUUACAUUCCCUUUCCCGAAUCGGAGACGAGUUGUAUGUGGAGCCUACAAAAGAUGGAAUGAGCUUUAGGACUGUAAAUGCAGCUCAAUCGGCGUAUUCUUCAUUAUUCUUCAAUCUAUCAUUCUUCAGCCGGUAUAAGUGUGAUUUUCAAACUGACGAAGCUGGAACAUGCAAGAUAUCUAUGAGGGCUUGUUUGAGGGUGUUUAAAACACCGAAUUGUAUGGAUCGCCAUGUGGAAUCGUGUAAAAUAGAGAUCGAAGAGGAAUGUUUGAAACUAAUUUUUAAAAUUCAGUACACUCAGGGAUAUACAAAAACUCAUUUAUUAUCAGUGAAUGAUAAUGAAACCGUUCAACUCAAAUAUAAUAAAAAUGAAAUGAAGAACGAAGUAAGCAUAUUACCGAGAACGUUGCAUAAGUCAGUAAAAUACUUUGGACCAAAAGAUGAAGAAAUUACUUUUGAUGUUACUGAAGACCAAGUUUAUCUGAAAAACUAUUUCGACAAUACUGAAGUUGAAAACCAGAAAGUUGUAAGGACAAAGCUCAGUCUUCACCGUUCUGAAUUUGAAACGUAUAACGUUACUCAACCAAAUUCCAUUACAUUUGCAUUACGAGAAUUAAGAGCAGUAUGCGCAUUCUCCGAGUCUUCAAAUUCAGUGAUUUGUAUGCAUUUCGAAAAGUGCGGCAAACCCGUAAUAUUCAACGUAGACAAUCCCCUUUAUCAAGCAGAUUACGUGGUGUCCACUCUUCCUCCAGAAAUCAUAUCCGGUGAACGGCCUUAUAGAAGAAGCCAACUGUCAGAUAUUGCAUCCUCCAUGCCAUCCAACAGUGUAGUUAAUUCUACGCGAAAACGUCGAUUAGCACCAGUUACUGAAGAAAAUCCAGAACCGAUUGCUUCUUUACCUACUGAAUCAAGCGCAGAACAAAAUCCAACUGUACACGUUGUGCAAGCCGAAGUUCAUCAAGCACAAAGCUGCGCCUCUAUCGUUCAAAAAAAUCGCAGCCAAAAUAAUCAGCAAUCGAGUCAAAAUAAUGCAACCAAUAUAGCUCCUACGCAACGUAAUAGCCAAAUUAAUUCACCAAAUGUGUCUCCAACCCAGCGUUACAGCGAAAAUAAUACAUCUAAUUUUACUGAAGUUCAACGUAACAGCCAAAAUAAUUCAUUCAGUGCAACUCAAAUCCGUACCAGCCAAAAUAAUUCCACCUAUGUAACCCAAGCUCGAACUCGAAGUAAUAGCCAGAAUAAUGUUAUAUGUGAUACUCUGGUCGAGCGGAAUAGUCAAAAUAACUCUAUAAACGUUGCUGAAAUACAGUCCAAUAGUCGGAAUAAUCAAUCCAGCGUUGUUCAAGUACAACAUCGUAGUCAAAAUAAUACAACUAAUGCUGCUCAAGUUUCAAGUAGAUGCUCUUUUGGGACAAGCAAUGAAUCGGAUACAAAUUUAGACGAGUUAAUGAUGAGAAUUGAUAUGAACAGUGAAUAUUUUCAAAAUACGAAUCAGAAAACAGUAACUGAUUAUUCGACUGGUGUUGAUGAAUCGCAUUUACAGAAAAUAGAGACUGUGUUUCAGUAUUGCUUUAAUUUUCCUCUUUCGCAUCGUAUAGAAGAGUGUGAAAUUCUUCGCGAAGAAGAUGAUUAGAGUGAGUUAUUUUCAUGGUACUAUCUUCUGUUGGCGUGUUUUAUGUUUGAAUUGUUUUGUAUUAAAAAUACCUACCGUUAUUGAA
This is a messenger RNA of Planococcus citri (citrus mealybug), 1907 nucleotides long. It is a transcript of the gene Rad9, whose product is annotated as cell cycle checkpoint control protein Rad9. The record is from RefSeq and is a predicted model, not a curated record. Gene Ontology annotation, cellular component: checkpoint clamp complex. Gene Ontology annotation, biological process: DNA repair; cellular response to ionizing radiation; DNA replication checkpoint signaling. NCBI's taxonomy places the organism in Eukaryota, Metazoa, Arthropoda, Insecta, Hemiptera, Pseudococcidae. The transcript has 6 exons. Bases 143 to 1822 code for a protein of 559 amino acids.